Messenger RNA from Mesorhabditis spiculigera, 2775 nucleotides. The record is from the annotation of a GenBank genome assembly. Lineage: Eukaryota; Metazoa; Nematoda; Chromadorea; Rhabditida; Rhabditidae.
AUGAGAGGGGCUGAAUGGGCUCUGGCGGCGGUGCUAGGCUUUGCCCUGGUCGCCGUCGUCGACGCCGGCUCGAACUGUUCAGCGGCCGAUGCUACGAAGAACUGCAUUGAUGGGAUGAUGGUGCCCAUAUGGAGACCCUUCCUGGACCUGGAAUUGUCGGAUCGACUACUGCGUGGGAUCAUUUAUUUCUUCGUCAUCGCUUACUGCUUCCUCGGUGUAUCGAUCGUGGCAGAUCGCUUCAUGAGCUCGAUCGAAGUCAUCACCAGUAUGGAACGAACGAUCAUGGUGAAGCGACCCGGGCUAGACCCGAUGCAGGUGCACGUCCGCAUCUGGAACGAUACCGUCUCGAACCUGACGCUGAUGGCCCUUGGCUCUUCUGCGCCCGAGAUUCUUCUCUCUAUUAUCGAGGUGUGUGCCAAGGGCUUCGAGGCCGGUGAUUUGGGCCCAAAUACAAUCGUCGGCUCCGCGGCCUUCAACCUUUUCAUGAUCACCGCUAUUUGUGUUAGUGUCAUCCCCAAAGGAGAGGUCCGCCGUCAAAAACAUCUCGACGUGUUUUUCGUGACGGCCACUUGGUCGAUUUUCGCCUACAUCUGGUUGUACGUCAUCCUGGCUGUUAUCAGCCCCGGCGAGAUCGAGAUCUGGGAGGGGUUGGUCACAUUCGCCUGCUUCCCAUUGACCGUCUUCACCGCAUGGAUUGCUGACAUCAAAAUCAUCCAGCACCGUUUCCUACCUCGUAAAUAUCGACGUGGCUCGCACGCGAUGGUCGCCACGGAGGGCGAAGAGAUGAAGAUGCUUGAGGAUCAAGACCCGGCAGUACGCGCCUUUGAGGAACAUCGACAGGAGUUCAUCGAGCUGAUGCGUGAGAUCAGGAAGCGAAAUCCACAUAUCACCCCGUUGGACUUGCAGAAACAGGCCGAGUAUGAAAUGAUCAGCCGCGGGCCCAAAUCGCGUGCUUUCUACCGCGUCCAGGCGACGCGGCGUCUCGUCGGCGGUGGUGAUCUGGUCAAGAAGCGUCUCGAAAAAGAGCAUAACAAGGCUCUCGAUUCCGCUCAAGAGAAACAUCUCCGCGACAACACCUGCAAAAUCUAUUUCGACCCGGCCCACUACACAGUCCUUGAGAAUGUCGGAACUUUCGAUGUCGUGGUUGGAAAGGACGGCGGCCCCGAGGGAUUGACCGUCAUGGUUGACUACUUCACAGAGGAUGGAUCGGCCAAUGCCGGCUCGGACUACAUCCCCGUCAAGGGUACGCUGACAUUCUACCCAGAAGACAAGCACCAGCGAAUCACGAUCGAGAUCGUUGAUGAUGAUGUAUUCGAAGAGGACGAGCACUUCUACCUUCACUUGAAGAACCUACGCGUGCGCACAAAGGAAGGACUGAUUCUGGACCCUUCGAGCAUCGGCGGGUUGCCGGUUGCUCAGUUGGAGAUGCCAGCCACGGCGACCAUCAUGAUCCUUGAUGAUGACCACGCCGGAGUGUUCUCCUUCGAGCAUGAUCACUUCCAAGUCGUUGAGUCUUGCGGUCAUCUACAGCUGCGCGUGCAGCGUCAUUCCGGGUGCCGCGGGAAAGUCGUGCUGCCGUUCAGGACCAUCGACGGGUCAGCGCGGGGCGACAAAGAUUUCGAAUCGAAAGAGGGCGAAGUCGUUUUUGAAGACAACCAGACCGAGGCAUUCAUCGAGCUCGGCAUCGUCGACAGCGAGCAGUACGAGCGUACCGAUAACUUCUACAUUGAAUUAGGCGCACCGAUUUGGGCGAAGAAGAUGUCAGAUCUCUCGAAGGUGCAAGAGCGCUUCCAACGUCGUAUGCAGAAGAAACGCGCCGCAUCUAAUGGCACCACUGGCACUGACCCAACCGCCGACGACGACGAUAUCAGCGACUGCGCAGAUGAAGCGAUCGCCAUGGGACUGACCGACGAUCAGCUGCAGAUUGCUGAGCUUGGAAAGCCGCGGCUCGGCGACCAUCUCCGCUGUCAAAUCACCAUCAAGGAGAGCAAAGAGUUCCAGGGCAUCAUCGACCGAAUGAUCAAAAACGCGAACACAAAGCUGAUGCUGGGAACGUCUUCGUGGAGGGAACAGUUCAUCGAGGCCCUCUCCGUCGAGGCCGGCGACGAUGAUGACGGAGAUGAGGAAUGUGGGGAUGAAGCUGACGAGAUCAGUGAGAAACAGCCUCCGAGCUGCUUCGACUAUUUCAUGCACUUCCUGACGGUGCCGUGGAAACUGGUGUUUGCCACCAUUCCACCCACUGAUUACUGGGGUGGCUGGGCUUGCUUCGUUGUUGCAAUCGCCAUGAUCGGCGUGUUGACGGCCUUGAUUGGGGAUCUAGCAUCCCAAUUUGGUUGCUGGGUGGGGCUGAAGGAUGCGGUGACUGCCAUCUCCUUCGUCGCGCUGGGCACUUCAGUACCAGAUACGUUCGCCUCAAAGGUGUCCGCAGUACAGGACAAAUACGCUGAUAACUCAAUCGGCAACGUCACCGGCUCUAACGGCGUCAACGUGUUCCUCGGAAUCGGAAUCGCAUGGUCGAUGGCGGCAAUCUAUCAUGCCCUCAAUGGCUCACGCUUCCUUGUCGACCCGGGAAACCUUGGCUUCUCGGUGGCUCUGUUCUGCGUCGAAGCCCUUUUCUGCAUCGCCGUAAUCGUUUUGCGACGCAACAAAUACGUCGGCGGAGAGCUGGGUGGCCCCGUCGUUUUUAGGAUUUUCACCUCGGGUCUUUUCACGUUUCUCUGGCUGUUCUACUUGCUGAUGUCGGCCCUCGAGGCGUACUGCGUGAUCACCGGAUUC